AUGGCUCAGCCCCUUUCCUCAGCUGCUGCUACAGUGCUUGGUCCGACUGAGGAAGCUUCACUUUAUCCAGCAGCGCCCAGUCUCCCCACCUCCGCCUCUGUCUGGGAGCUCACGGGCAUCUACUCAGGUCUCACCGUGCAGGAUGAUGAGGUGUCGGUCAAGGAGGAUGAGGUCAAUGCUCUCAUUAAAACAGUGGGUGUAAAUGUUGCAUCUUUCUGGCCAGGCUUGUUUGCAAAGGCCCUGGCCCACGACAACAUGGUCAACAUCAGGAGCCUUGUCCGUAAGGUGGGGGCUGGUGGUUCUGUCCCAGCAGCUGGGCCUGCCCCCUCCACCACUGCUGCCCCAACUGAGGAGAAGAAAGUGGAAGCAAAGAAAGAAGAAUCAGAGGAGUCUGAUGAUGAUGUGGGCUUUAGUCUUUUGAUUAAAUCUCUUCUUUAACCUGUUCAAUAAAAAGCUGAACUCUUA
Lynx canadensis (Canada lynx) is the source of this 465-nucleotide messenger RNA. Its product is annotated as 60S acidic ribosomal protein P1-like. The transcript has a single exon. Lineage: Eukaryota; Metazoa; Chordata; Mammalia; Carnivora; Felidae. Bases 1 to 438 code for a protein of 145 amino acids. Gene Ontology annotation, biological process: cytoplasmic translation. The record is from RefSeq and is a predicted model, not a curated record. Gene Ontology annotation, molecular function: ribonucleoprotein complex binding; structural constituent of ribosome; protein kinase activator activity. Gene Ontology annotation, cellular component: cytosolic large ribosomal subunit.